GGAGCGUGCAGAUGCCACCGAGGCGCCUAGCAGAAGGGGCGCCGGCGUCGCUGGAGCUUUGUAGGAAGCCGGGUGCAGAAAGUCAGGCGCGAUGGCUAGCUCAGCCCGGGAGCAUCUGCUUUUUGUGCGGCGCCGGAACCCCCAGAUGCGCUACACGUUGAGCCCGGAGAACCUCCAGAGCCUCGAUGCCCAGAGCGCCAUGCCAGAGAACGUGACCCUCCAGCGGGCCAACAGCGACACGGACCUGGUGACUUCGGAGAGCCGCUCCAGCUUGACGGCCAGCAUGUACGAGUACACACUGGGGCAAGCCCAGCACCUCAUCAUCUUCUGGGACAUUAAAGAGGAGGUGGACCCCAGCGAUUGGAUUGGGCUUUAUCAUAUAGAUGAGAACUCUCCGGCCAACUUCUGGGAUUCCAAAAACAGGGGCGUGACUGGAACGCAAAAAGGGCAGAUUGUUUGGAGAAUUGAGCCCGGGCCCUAUUUUAUGGAGCCGGAGAUCAAAAUCUGUUUUAAAUACUACCACGGCAUCAGUGGAGCCCUGCGAGCCACGACCCCCUGCAUCACGGUGAAGAACCCCGCUGUGAUGAUGGGGGCAGAAGGCCUGGAAGGAGGUGCUUCAGGAAGUCAGCAUUCUAAGAAACUUGUUAGCUUUACACUGACAGAUCUUCGGGCAGUUGGACUAAAGAAAGGCAUGUUCUUCAACCCUGAUCCAUACCUUAAGAUGUCCAUCCAGCCAGGUAAGAAGAGCAGCUUCCCCACCUGUGCCCACCAUGGGCAGGAGAGAAGAUCCACUAUCAUCAGUAACACCACGAAUCCAAUUUGGCACCGAGAGAAAUAUUCCUUUUUCGCACUUUUGACGGAUGUCUUGGAAAUUGAAAUUAAAGACAAAUUUGCCAAGAGCCGUCCUAUCAUCAAGCGUUUCCUGGGGAAACUAACCAUCCCAGUCCAGAGGCUACUGGAACGCCCAUCCAUUGGAGACCAAAUGCUCAGCUACAACCUUGGCAGGAGGCUCCCGGCUGACCACGUGAGUGGGUACCUCCAGUUUAAAGUGGAGGUUACCUCUUCUGUCCAUGAAGACGCUUCUCCAGCAGCCGUGAGCACGAUACUUGGAGUCAAUAGCGUGAACGGAGACCUAGGAAGUCCUUCUGAUGAGGAGGAUGUGCCGGGAGCCCACCAUGACAGCCCAACAUGUUCCAAUGGGCCAGUGUCUGAGGAAAGUACUGCCGAUGGGACCCCCAAACAUUCUUUCAGGACUAGCUCCACUCUGGAAAUAGACACAGAGGAAUUAAUCUCUACUGCCUCGAGGACCUCGCCACCCAGGGGACGUCAGGAUUCACUCAACGAUUACUUAGAUGCGCUUGAACAUCAUGGCCACCCCAGGCCAGGGGCAGCUCCCUGCUCAGAGAGGGCCAUAGGAGCGUCUCCCAAACUAAGGAGCAGUUUUCCCACUGACACAAGACUUAGUGCCAUGCUUCAUAUCGACUCCGACGAAGAGGAUCAUGAGUUUCCGCAGGACCUGGGUUAUACAUCAUCCGUGGAGGAGGAAGGCGGGUUAAUCAUGGUUAGCAGGGCCUCCAGAGCGGAGGAUGGGAGCCUGGCAUCUCAGACGAAGCCGGAUGAUCAGCCAGUUGGGCAGGAAGAAACCUCCGCCAUCGAGGAGAAGCCUGAAACCCAUCCAGAGCUCGCAGGAAGCCCCUUACCCUCGGGCCCGGCCCCAGAAGACAACGACAAUGAGGCCGAGUCUCAGCCCAGCACGGAUCAGGGCAGCGGUGAGUUGUGUGCCUCUCAGGAGGUGGAUCAGCCCACCAGUGGGGCAGACACGGGCACUUCCGAGACAUCAGGAGGAAGCCAAAGAGCCACCAGUGAGACUGAGUCCCUGGAUCAGGGGUCUGAGCCUUCCCAGGUGUCCUCUGAAACGGAGCCCAGCGACCCUGCCAGGACAGAGAGUGUGAGCGAGGCCAGCACCAGGCCCGAGGGCGAGAGUGACCUGGAAGGUGCGGACAGCUCUUGCAAUGAGAGCGUCACCACGCAGCUCUCCUCUGUGGAGACGCGCUGCUCCUCUCUCGAGAGUGCUCGGUUUCCGGAAACCCCAGCCUUUUCAUCUCAGGAAGAAGAAGAUGGAGCCUGUGCAGCCGCGGAGCCCCCCAGCAGUGACCCCGCCGAAGGGUCACAGGAUUCCAUCUGCACCCCCGGUUCACUCCCGGUGGUCCAGGUGCCCAGUGGGGAGGACGAAGGACCCGGGGCGGAAUCAGCCACUUUGCGGGACCAAGAGGAGAUCGGGGAGGUCUGGCAGCGGAGGGGGAGCCUGGAGGGAGCUGCUGCUGCUGUUGCUGCCCCUGAGAACCAGCCCCAGGAAGAGGGGCCCUCUGGGAAUGCCCAAGCCACUUGUGAAGGGGCCACUGCCCAGGAGGAGGAGGAGGAGGGUGCCACAGGAGGUUCCCAAGCCAACGGCCAUCAGCCACUGAGAUCUCUGCCGUCAGUGCGCCAGGACGUGAGUCGGUACCAGAGGGUGGACGAGGCUCUCCCACCAAACUGGGAGGCACGCAUCGACAGCCACGGGAGGGUCUUCUAUGUGGACCACGUGAACAGAACCACGACGUGGCAGCGGCCCACAGCUCCCCCAGCCCCACAGAUGCUUCAGAGAUCCAGCUCCAUCCAGCAAAUGGAGCAGCUGAACCGGCGAUAUCAGAGCAUCCGCAGAACCAUGACGAACGAGCCGCCUGAGGAAAAUGCCAGUGCUCUCGAUGGGGCAGGGGAAGAGGCCGACUUUCAACAAGCCAGCGCAGAUUUCCGACGGGAGAACGUCCUGCCCCACUCUCCCUCCAGAUCCAGGCUCACGUUGCUGUUACAGUCUCCCCCGGUGAAGUUUCUCAUCAGCCCCGAGUUCUUCACCGUGCUGCAUUCUAACCCUAGUGCCUACCGCAUGUUUACAAACAACACGUGUUUGAAGCACAUGAUCACCAAAGUCCGGCGGGACACCCACCACUUUGAACGCUACCAGCAUAACCGGGACCUCGUGGGAUUCCUCAACAUGUUCGCAAACAAACAGCUGGAGCUGCCGCGGGGCUGGGAAAUGAAACAUGAUCACCAAGGCAAGGCAUUUUUUGUCGACCACAAUUCCCGUGCCACCACCUUCAUCGACCCUCGGCUCCCCCUACAGAGCAGUAGACCCACAAGCGCGCUCGUUCAUCGGCAACACUUGACCAGGCAACGCAGCCACAGUGCAGGCGAGGUAGGAGAAGACUCCCGGCACGCAGGACCACCGGUUCUUCCCAGGCCGUCGAGUACGUUCAACACAGUCAGUAGGCCACAGUACCAGGACAUGGUUCCCGUGGCUUACAAUGACAAGAUUGUUGCAUUUCUACGUCAACCCAAUAUCUUUGAAAUUCUACAGGAGCGUCAACCUGAUCUUACCAGGAACCACUCACUCAGGGAGAAGAUUCAAUUUAUCCGAACAGAAGGAACCCCAGGUUUGGUGCGCCUCUCAAGCGAUGCGGACCUCGUUAUGUUGCUGAGUUUGUUUGAGGAAGAGAUCAUGUCAUAUGUGCCUCCACAUGCCUUACUCCACCCCAGCUACUGCCAGUCCCCACGUGGCUCCCCUGUGUCCUCUCCUCAGAACUCUCCAGGUACUCAGCGUGCCAAUGCCCGAGCUCCAGCACCUUACAAGCGGGAUUUUGAAGCCAAACUAAGGAACUUCUACAGGAAGUUAGAGACUAAAGGAUAUGGACAAGGCCCAGGAAAAUUAAAGCUAAUCAUCAGAAGAGAUCACUUACUAGAAGAUGCUUUUAAUCAGAUUAUGGGCUACUCCCGAAAAGACCUGCAGAGAAAUAAGCUGUAUGUCACAUUUGUCGGAGAGGAAGGGCUGGAUUACAGCGGACCUUCCAGAGAAUUUUUCUUCCUGGUAUCCAGAGAACUUUUUAACCCUUACUAUGGCUUAUUUGAAUAUUCAGCCAAUGACACAUACACAGUACAAAUCAGCCCCAUGUCUGCUUUUGUGGACAAUCAUCAUGAGUGGUUCCGGUUCAGCGGUCGGAUCCUUGGUCUGGCGCUGAUCCACCAGUAUUUGCUGGAUGCCUUCUUCACACGGCCGUUUUAUAAGGCGCUGCUCAGGAUCCUGUGUGACCUGAGUGAUCUAGAGUAUCUUGAUGAAGAGUUCCACCAGAGCCUGCAGUGGAUGAAGGACAAUGACAUCCACGACAUCCUGGACCUCACGUUCACUGUGAAUGAAGAAGUUUUUGGGCAGAUUACCGAACGGGAACUGAAGCCCGGGGGUGCCAACAUCCCAGUCACAGAGAAGAACAAGAAGGAAUACAUCGAGAGGAUGGUGAAGUGGAGGAUUGAGAGGGGUGUGGUGCAACAAACAGAGAGCUUAGUGCGUGGCUUCUAUGAGGUGGUGGAUGCCAGACUGGUGUCUGUCUUCGAUGCAAGAGAAUUGGAACUGGUCAUUGCAGGCACUGCAGAAAUCGACUUAAGUGACUGGAGAAACAACACAGAAUAUAGAGGAGGAUACCAUGACAAUCAUAUUGUAAUUCGGUGGUUCUGGGCUGCAGUGGAAAGAUUCAACAAUGAACAACGACUAAGGUUGUUACAGUUUGUCACGGGCACAUCCAGCAUUCCCUACGAAGGAUUUGCUUCUCUCCGAGGGAGCAACGGCCCAAGAAGGUUCUGUGUGGAGAAAUGGGGGAAAAUCACCGCGCUUCCCAGGGCUCAUACUUGCUUUAACCGCCUGGACCUACCCCCUUACCCGUCCUUCUCCAUGCUUUAUGAAAAACUCUUGACCGCAGUGGAAGAGACGAGUACCUUUGGGCUCGAGUGACCGGGAAGCACAAGUUCUUCCUUAUGGACAGCAGCUCAGAGCUGCCCUCUGGCAGGAUGGCUGGACGGUGGACGUUUCAAGCGGACGAUUGCACCGAUUAAGACUGCCACUGUUUUCAAGGAUCGCGUGCUCUGUCACUUGGGGGACAGGCUAGUGGUCUUGAGUGCUCUUGGAAGGCUUUGGGUGAGCUUGAGGGUUACCCAGAGAACAACCCAACAGUCUUUCAAUCAACAAGUCUUCUUGACCGUCAAACGUUUUGCAUUUGUUCCAAGACCAAGAUGAAUCUGUACAUGAUCAGCUUCCUGGUAAUUUUCAGGACUCUGGAGAUUCUUGACACCCUUGAAUGCAGUUGAAGCCAAACUGGCAGUACUUGGCCCAAUCUCCAAAUUAAUGCAAGUUAAAUACUGUAAUAAAGAAAAACAAAUAUAUGUCCUGAAAGUACAUUCAUUUAAGCCCCAAAUUAUGAGAAUAUUCCUUCUUUUGCUUAUGAGUGCCUGCAUGGUGUGCACCAUAGAUUUCAGCUUUUAUGGGAAAUGAGUGAAAAUGAAAUCAAGUCAACAUGAAGUAACUUUAAAGAUUUGCAAUAAGGUGGUCUGUGACAAUUGAUAUGCAAGUUGUAUUGUGUAAUUAUGGCUAAAGACAAACGAUUAUGCACUGAAUUGCUAAUGAAAGAUUUUGUGCUUUACAAUGCAUGAAAACCAUCUAAAAAUAACUAGUUAUUAAUCACAGCAUAUCAGGAAAAAGUACACAGUGCGUUCUGUUUAGUUUUUAUAGCUUCAUUAUACUUAUGUUCUUUAAGACGUAUAUAAGAACCUACCUGUCACACUGUCUGUGGCAUCACCUGUUCCAUUUUCAUGCUCCAUGCUGACGUGGGCAUCAUGCUAGUGUGUGCCCUUUUAAAGACUCUCAAAGGGGGAAAAAAGGAGGGCGGUGGCUUUCAUUUUUGUAAAGGUGACACAAAAAUUUCCCCCCAAAUAAUUUGCACUGAAUGUACCAAAUUUGAGGGACAUGACAACAUGACUAACAGUACCUCCAUCACUUGACAAAUCUAACAGAAAAUAGGUUCUCAACCAGACUUCCUCCACAGUGCCAUGCCUACCACCACAGGGACUGUGCACAUAAGUCAUACAGUUUUUAAGACUCACUAUAUGUGAUAGUGUGAUGUGCAUUUGUUUAAAAUGCAUUAGACUCGCUUCCAUCCAUCAAAUACUCUACAGGAUGGCAUUUAAUACUGAUAUUUCGUCGUCGUCGUCCCCCCCCCCCCUCACUGCUUUUUAUUUGUACAGCAUCCUUACACUCGGCGCUCCAUUGGAGAGCCAUCAGCACCAUCAAGGACAUCGGCUCUCUUUAGUCAUAAGAGUUAUGUAUGUUUUCUCUUCUCAGUAUAAACAUCACACAUUGAAACUCUCAGUGCUAUAUUUCUAAUCCUGCGUUUUCACGGAUGCAUAAUUUUCUUAUCCAUAUUGAGGGACAGUUUUCUAUGCUAUCUCAGAAAUGGCAUGGCAUCACUAACUUUCUUUCUGCUGAAUUUUACCAGGAGGUGUCCUUUAGUUUAAUUGCUUCUGAAUUUACUCCACAAUAUUGCUCAUAAUGCAUCAGAUGCUCAGUAGAAUGUAGUUAAAUUGUGGGUAAUAAAAUUAUUGUAUUAAUGUUUCGUUUGUCAGCUUAUGGUUUUACAGGCAUUGUCUGGGCCUUUGAGAAUUAUAUCUAUGAGUAGCCAUGAAAUUCCUAUUAUGGGAUGUUGGCGAUCUUAUAUUGUAUAGAGGUCAUAUGCCUGGUUUGCAUAGGUGGCUUGUAAGGAUUGAUUGCUCUCCUGUUGGCUAAGCUGAAUUGGCCACGUGAGCCUCAAGAGGAAUACCACUCGUGUUACAACAUCCCUGUAGGUACUGCAAAAUGGGAAAAUGUUCUGAAAGAGAAGAUUAUAGGAACUUGGAAAUAAGAAAGGAAGGCCUUUGUACCAAAAUUGGACCUGAGAAAAGGCAAAGGGGAAAAAUUUUAAACUGGAAUGUAAGUUUGUAUGUAUUGAUCAUGAAUAUAAGUAUAUAUUUAAUUUUA
This is a messenger RNA of Echinops telfairi (small Madagascar hedgehog), 6871 nucleotides long. It is a transcript of the gene HECW2, whose product is annotated as HECT, C2 and WW domain containing E3 ubiquitin protein ligase 2. The transcript has 29 exons. Lineage: Eukaryota; Metazoa; Chordata; Mammalia; Afrosoricida; Tenrecidae. Gene Ontology annotation, molecular function: protein binding; ubiquitin-protein transferase activity. Gene Ontology annotation, biological process: regulation of dendrite morphogenesis. The record is from RefSeq and is a predicted model, not a curated record. Bases 92 to 4816 code for a protein of 1574 amino acids.